AUGAAAUGGUUUUCAAUAUUAUUAUCGAUAAUAAUAAUAAUUGCUCCGAUUUUAGCGGUAACUAGAAAUGCAGAAUUAGCUCAGGAAUAUAAAAAAUAUCGAGAAUGUUUGGAAAGAUUGGAAAAAGAGGUUGGAGAUUCGAAAAAGAUUCAAGUUGUUCAAGUUGUCAAAGGAGCUGAUGUUGUUUUGCCGUGUUUUUCGUGGUGAGAGGAGGAAGGGGUUAUGACGUGGCAAAAAAUAUUUUGAAAAUUCUCGCAGACCGCUUAUUUAUGUGUUUUUUUUUUCGAAUAUUUCAAAAAAAAUCACAAAGUUCUUCAUUCCAGUGUUUCCCCGGAAGAUGGAAUCGAAAUUGAUUCAACCUACAAACCAUCCUCUGGAAUUGUUGGUCGAAAUCUCAACGCUGCUAUCGAUUUCUUCAAAAAAGUUCUAAUGAAAUCCAGUCACAUCAUAAUCGAUGAUAAAGAUCAAUGGAAAUACGAUUGGGAAUUCGCCAAAACCUCUCAAGAAACUGGAUUUCGCACACUUUCAAGUAUGCAUUUCUCAAUUUCCGCUGCAAUUUCAGAUCGAAUUAAAAGGUUUCAAUCAAAAGAUGAGAGUGAAUUCAAAUUGGGAGAUCGAUAUGAAUUGGUAUUGAAAAAUGUGAAUGGUGGAAGUAAUGGCUUUUAUCGAUGUAAGAAUUCGCAUCGAAGAAAUAUUAUAUCAAAUAUGUAUUAUCUUGAAGUUAUCAACAAAAAGACUAUUGAUAUUUUAAGUUCGAACUCGAGUUCUAAUUCCAUUUCAAUGAAAUCUGGAAAAAUUGAAAAUGAAAUUGAAUAUGAAAUUGGCAAAUCAUUGUGGAAUGAAUGCUCAAUGUGCUCUUCAAUUCAUGGCGAAAAGCUUAGAAUUCAUCAAUGCUUCAUUAAAAUUCCCUCAAAACCAGCUGAUAUCCAAAACAAGUAUCCAAUUUUCGAACUUUUUGAUAAGAUUCCAUGCACAUCAACACUUGUCCCUUUAAAUCUUCGAAAACAAUUGAGAAAUCUUGGAUUGAACAAAAUAUACAUCGAAGUUGAAAAAUGUUUGAAAACUUGUCCAAAUCUUGAAUCCGAGUUAGCGCAAGUCACUCAAAAAUCUCAAUUAGGUGGAGAAUUUCGAGUAUUAGAUUAUGUUCCAGCUGGAGAAUUUGUUUUUGGUGACAUUCUACCACGAUUAUUACCACCCGUUAUUCGAAGAGUUCAAAUUGUAUUGGAAAAUGAUCCACUUGUGAUAAGUUGUCAAAAUGAAGAACAUAGUGGAAUAUAUUGGAUAAGUAUGAAAAAAGGAUUAUUGAAGAUUGCAAAUGUUUCGAAAAUUUAUGAGGGAAGAGCGUAUUUUGAUGAGAAAGUUAAUUUGAUUUUCGAUCAAUUUUCGAUGGAUGAUGAAGAUGAGUUUUUGUGAGUUAUUCUAACUUUCGAGAUUUUCUUAACAAAAAUGUAUUUCUAGCUGUUAUUCCUCUACAAAUAUUCUACUUGGAACAUUUCAUAUGCGAGUUAUUGAAAACGACAAAAAUCAACAAAUUAUUGAAAUUGUCCAGAUAUUUGUCAAAUUUGCCGCAUUUAUCCUGGUUUUUUCAUUGAUCGCAAGUCAACUUUUUGAAUAA
This is a messenger RNA of Caenorhabditis angaria, 1615 nucleotides long. The record is from the annotation of a GenBank genome assembly. NCBI's taxonomy places the organism in Eukaryota, Metazoa, Nematoda, Chromadorea, Rhabditida, Rhabditidae.